This is a messenger RNA of Dunckerocampus dactyliophorus (ringed pipefish), 4250 nucleotides long. RefSeq names its product inactive phospholipase C-like protein 2. The transcript is spliced from 12 exons. NCBI's taxonomy places the organism in Eukaryota, Metazoa, Chordata, Actinopteri, Syngnathiformes, Syngnathidae. The record is from RefSeq and is a predicted model, not a curated record. Gene Ontology annotation, molecular function: phosphatidylinositol-4,5-bisphosphate phospholipase C activity. The coding region runs from base 225 to 3692 and encodes 1155 amino acids. Gene Ontology annotation, biological process: lipid metabolic process; intracellular signal transduction.
UGUGUCAGUUGUUUAUUUUUCUUCUGUUUUUAGCGGUUGUGCCAUGCCCACUCCGGAGAGGAGAGGAGGGAGGCGUUAAAGAGAGAGAGAAGUUUCCUUCGCUCCCGCCAGUGCACACAGUAGCCGGCUGCCCUCCCACCAAAAUGGCACGUUUCCAUGCAUGUGCCGCCUGUGUGCAUGCCUCCGCGCAACGCCACAUCUGAACCCAACAUACGAAUCGAGCCAUGGCUGAAUUUGGGCAGAACAAGCGCGCUGGUCCACCGGUUGCUGCUGCUGCUGCGUGGAAGGCAUCGCCAGGCGGAGCCGUAGGGACCCCGGAGACGCGCGGAGGAGCAGAGCCGGUGUCUAACGGUAAUUGCAACCAGCCAGACCCGACCAAAAGGGCGCAAAGGGGGUCCAGCUGUGAGUCCCCUACGUGGGAGGGCUCGGAGUCAGCCACUAAAGCAAUACCUCGACGCAGCAGUCUCAUUAAGGAUGGCUCACGGGUGGGUCGAGAUAGGAAGAAGACCGUGUCCUUCAGCAGCAGCCUAUCAGAGAAGAAGAUCAGCGGUGCGGCCGACUGUAUCCACUCGAUGGUGGAAGGCAGCGAGUUGAAGAAAGUGCGGCCCAACUCUCGCGUGUACCAGCGUUACUACCUCCUGGACGCAGGACUCCAGGCUCUGUGCUGGGAGCCCUCCAAGAAGGAGUCGGACAAAGCCAGGCUUGCGCUGUCCUCCAUCAGAGAGGUACGGACGGGUCGUAACACAGAAACCUUCCGCACCAGUGGCGUUUAUGAGCAGAUUUCGGAGGACUGCGCAUUCUCCAUUAUCUAUGGAGAGCUGUAUGAGAGCUUGGACCUCGUGGCCCACUCAACGGACGUGGCUAAUAUUUGGGUGACGGGCCUCAGGUAUCUGAUGCAGUAUGGCAAACACGCCCUGGACAUGCUCGCCAGCAGACAGCACAGCCUUCGCCUUGGUUGGUUGGAGAAGCUUUUCUGCUCCGCUGCUGGUGAUUUGGACAGUCACGGGGACAUCGAGCAGGGGAUUUGCUUGCAAUCCGCCAUAAAACUCAUUCAGACGGUGAAUCCGGGGGUGAGCUGCAGCAAAGUGGAGCACAGGUUUAAAGAGCUUCAGAGAGGUCGGGCUGAAAGGACGGCUUGUCCUGCGCUCAAUAAUGAAUCAGGAGUAAAAGACCAAAGUCAGGUCAAAGCUCCAUUGAGGGAAAGUGAGAGGGUCACCAAACAGGAGUUUAUCGAGGUCUUCCAUGACUUCUGCACACGUCCGGAGAUUUACUUUCUCUUGGUGCAGUUCUCCAGCAACAAGGAAUUUCUGGACACCAAAGACUUGACACGGUUUCUCGAGGCUGAGCAAGGUGUGGCUCAGGUGACAGAAGAAGACAGCCUGAGGCUCAUCCAGUCCCACGAGCCAUCAGACGAGGGACGGCUGCAGGGCUACCUGUCGAUGGACGGCUUCAACAGCUACCUGACGUCGGCGGAGUGCCACCUCUUUGACAGGGAACACGACAGUGUGUGCCAGGACAUGUCCCAACCUUUGUCUCACUACUUCAUCAACUCCUCUCACAACACCUACCUCAUUGAGGACCAAUAUAAAGGGCCCUCGGAUGUUUCCGGCUACAUCCGAGCGCUCAAGAUGGGCUGUCGGUGUGUGGAAGUGGAUGUUUGGGAUGGCCCCGAUGAGGAGCCUGUGGUGUGUACCGGACACACCCUUUGCCCUCCUCUUUCCCUUCGCAACGUGUUGGAAGUAAUCGGACGCUUUGCAUUUGUUGCGUCUGAUUAUCCGUUGAUUGUGUGCAUGGAGAACCACUGUUCACUUCGCCAGCAGAAGGUGAUGAUGCAGCAUCUCGUGAGGACACUCGGCGAGAGGCUCUUUACACACCCUCCAGACCAGAGGGAGUCAUACCUGCCCUCACCACAAACCUUAAGGCAUCGGAUUGUCUUGAAGGGGAAGAAGUUAAAGCCGGGUUGGGAGACAGAGGACGGGGAAGUCAGCGAGGAGGAUGAAGGAGCUGAGAUGUGUGAAAGGAUGAAGGCAGCUAGUAAUGGAGGGGCAGCACCUGGAGGCAGUGACAAAGACACACCAAAGAGAGGCGUCACUCCAACAGUUGCCACUCAGUGCAGUCCUCCUCAUCUUCCUCACAAACGCAUCCAACUGUUGAAGGAGCUGUCAGACCUUGUGACUCUGUGCCAGUCGGUCCACUUUGUCGACUUCCCAACAUCAACCAGAAGCCAAAGACCCUGGGAACUGUGCUCCUUUCAUGAGAAACGGGCCGAGGGUCUCGCUGGCGAGAGCCCCGGCAACUUUGUCGACCACAACAAACGCUUCCUGUCACGAGUAUACCCCAGCCCCAUGCGCAUCGACUCCAGCAACAUGAACCCUCAGGACCUGUGGAAAUGUGGCUGCCAGAUUGUGUCUAUGAAUUUCCAGUCUGCUGGACUGAUGAUGGACCUGAACACAGCCUGGUUCCGGCAGAAUGGAAACUGCGGUUACGUUCUGCGGCCUGCCAUCAUGCGGCAGGAGGUAUCGUAUUUCUGUGCAGACACCAGAGACACUGUGCCCGGGGUGUCCCCGCAGCUUCUCCAUGUGAAGGUAAUCAGCGGACAGAACCUUCCCAAGCCGAGGGGUUCUGGCACCAAAGGGGAUGUGGUGGACCCUUAUGUGUAUGUGGAGAUCCACGGCAUCCCUGCUGACUGCACGGAACGCCGCACAAGGACCGUCACCCAAAGCUGGGACAAUCCGGUCUUUGACGAGAGUUUCGAGUUCCAGAUCAACCUGCCGGAGCUCGCCAUGGUUCGCUUUGUGGUGCUGGAUGAUGACUUUAUAGGAGAUGAGUUCAUAGGUCAGUACACCAUCCCUCUGGAGUGUCUCCAACCCGGGUACCGACAUGUCCCACUUCAGUCUCUAACCGGGGAGGAUCUUCCCCACGCCAAGCUCUUCGUCCACGUGGCUCUAACCAAUCGUAGAGGAGGGGGGAAGCCUCACAAAAGGGGUCUGUCUGUGCGGAAAGCCCGGAAAGGGCGGGACUACACGGCUCUAAGAGACCUGAGAAUCCGGUCUGUAGAUGAUGUUUUCAAGAUGGCUGCUCCUCUGCUGAGAGACGCCACGGACUUGAGGGAAAACAUGCAGAACUCGGUGGCUGUGUUCAGGGAGCUAUGCGGGGUGUCGGCCGUGUCGAACCUCAUGCAGUGUAUACUAGCACUACGCUCCAGGGUGACAGGACCUGACGGGAUACCAUUACUACUGUUUGACCUUGAGAAGCACUAUCCUACCCUGGAGCCGCAGGGACCCCUGCCUGAUGUCCUUCGCCGUGUUGUCUCCACAUAUGAAAUGAUGGUGCAGGCCAGCAGAUCCGUGCUGGAGCUCUCAGAUGGUAUUUAUGAGAAGAUUCUGCACAUCCAGAUGAUGGCCAUGAUGUUCCAUGAGAAGCUGCAGAGCCUGGCGGCAAAGGAGGGGCUGAAAGGUCGCAAGGUGGGUCGAGCGGUGGAAAGCUUCAGCUGGAACAUCACCAUCCUUAAGGGUCAAGCUGAUCUGCUCACUCACGCCAAGGCUGAAGUCCAGGAGAACAUGAAGCAGGUACACGACGCCGCUCUCACCGGCAACCUCACUCGGGAGGGUCUAGGAGCUACGAGAGCACGCUCGCAGUCACGACAAAGCGAGCAGUGCCACGAGUGUGUGAGGACCGAUGGCGGAGAAUGAGACCGGACUCGACCCAAAUGCCUUCAUAGGUUUCACGUGUCUGUCUCGUCUGUCCGUGUGCAAAAAUCGACUCUCACCACACUUGUUGUUGGGUCUACCACAUUCCAAGGAAGAACCAAUUUCAUGCAUCAGCCUCAGAGGAUGUCAACGUGUUUGUUUUAGGUUAUGAGCACAAAUGCCCCGGAGUUCCGCUGUCCCAGUAUUUCUGUCAUUUCACCAUGCUUGUAUGAUCCACAUCCGUGUCAGCCGUGGUGCAAUUCUCCUUAUCCAAUCACCAUUAAAAACCCACUAAAUAUUGUUGUCUUAAACCAAUCUCUCUGUGAGAUGAAUCAUUUCUGUGUUUCGUCGCAUCUGCCUCGCGUGUGUUCUGCUUCCUUCACGUGCAAAGUAUUGUACAGUAUUUUAAUAUCGCUCUUGGUUUUUGUUGUAAACGAAUAUUUUACACAAGUUGCAACAUUCUUGGUCCAUGUGUGCAGUAAUUGUGCAUCGGCGAGCACCUUCCUUGCAAGGGAAGAUGAAAAUAAAAGUAGUUUUUAAAAAGAGAUGCCUACGUGAAUU